Molecule: messenger RNA, 3479 nt
Organism: Labrus bergylta (ballan wrasse)
Lineage: Eukaryota; Metazoa; Chordata; Actinopteri; Labriformes; Labridae
Gene: tspan7
Product: tetraspanin 7
Cellular component (GO): plasma membrane
Source: RefSeq, a predicted model, not a curated record
UCCUCCCCUCCCCUCCCCGUUAUCACCACACAGAGGGUCUAACGCUCGCACCAGAAUGGAGACUAAACCGGUCAUCACCUGCCUUAAAACCCUCCUCAUCGUUUACUCCUUCGUGUUUUGGAUAACAGGAGCCAUCCUGCUGGCAGUGGGAGUAUGGGGGAAGUUGAUGCUAGGCCCUUACAUCUCUCUGAUCGCCGACAACUCCACCAAUGCCCCGUACGUCCUCAUUGGCACCGGGACCGUCAUCAUCGUUUUUGGCCUGUUUGGAUGCUUCGCCACCUGCAGAGGAAGCCCAUGGAUGCUGAAGCUGUAUGCCAUGUUUCUGUCGCUGGUCUUCCUCGCUGAGCUCGUGGCUGGAAUCUCUGGAUUUGUGUUUCGUCAUGAGAUAAAGGGAACCUUUCACAGGACGUACACUGAUGCAGUCUUGAACUACAAUGCUGAGGAUGAGGCGAGCCGUGCUGUUGAUAACAUCCAGCACAGGCUGCGCUGCUGUGGAGUGUAUAACUACACCAGCUGGCUCGGCAGUGUGUAUUACCCAUCUAACGGCAUUCCUGCCAGCUGCUGCUUCAACUCCUCUGACUGCAACUUAGACGACCUCCGCAAUUCCACUGUAGCUCCGAGCAAAGUCUACCACCAGGGCUGUUAUGAACUGGUCACUUCGUUCAUGGAAACCAACAUGGCUAUUAUCGCCGGAGUGACGUUUGGGAUCGCCUUCUCUCAGCUGAUUGGCAUGUUGCUGGCGUGCUGUCUGUCCAGGAUCAUCACAGCCAAUCAGUAUGAGAUGGUGUAGCUGAUGGGACAUGGCAGGGAGAUGCAGAGAAGAAGAGACGAGGAGCCUCGACACAUGACAAGAGUAAAUUCCUGAAACUCCCAUCACGUAUCUGAAUUAGAGUUCACCUCCUGCGUCUCUCUGCCCGAUCUUCAUGUAAAAUCUUGUUGUAUCUUAUUGUAAAGCACCAUUCCUUGACUCACUGCUGUUGCAUCAAAGCGUUCAACACACCACAUCCCACUGCUGCUUGAUGUAGAAGUUGCUCAUUAGCACAUAUCUCAGACCUAAAAACAGGCCGGUAAACUACAGUCGUCAGUGGUGAUGGUCUCAGAUAGGGUGCAGCUUGACUUCUUUAGUUUGUUACAGCAUGUUUCAUCAAGCGUCAUAAGAGGAACACUGCACUUCUUUGUACAGAAUGACACAACUAAAGCUUGGAAGUGCUUUAAAAAUAGUUUAGUUUUGCAUUUGACUUUGCUAUUGCUUAUCAUUGUAUAUUAUUAAUAUGGUUGUGACAUGCACACUGAUUAUGCGUUCUGUGGAUGAUCAUUUUACAUUUAUAUGAAAACAAAGAAAAGAAGUGUUGGAAUCAAUCGAGACUUUUUAAACUUAAGACAAAGCCUGAUAUUUUUUUGACUUGAUGUACCUCGAUUCUUUAUUGGCGAGAAAGAAAUCUGAUAAUCUUGCAAACGAAACAAACAAAAGUAGCUGGUGAACAAACCUGUCAUCAAAUUCAACUUGAAGAAUCGUCAUGAAGAAACUACCAAUCAAAGCCGUUAGAGCAUGUUAGAGCGGGGGUGAUAGGAAAGUAGACUUGGCAUCAUUUUGUCAUCAAAAGGCCGAGUUCUGCCAGUGAGUCCCUGACCAUGCAACAUUUUAAAGCUAAUAUUCUACAGAUGGGCCCUCAAGAUUACCACUCUGUUACCUAAAGGUGGGUCAAAGGGUCACAUCCUGGUCAGAAAUCAGUUUCUAUUGGUCAAUAUCACUAGUAGUCUCUCAAAGUUCAGUAAACUGUGAGCAUGAGCACUUUUUAAAUUUUCUUCCUCAAAGCUUUUCAAGCAUGAUAGAUUUUUCAUCUUAACUAAAUGAUUUUGGAAUUAAAUUUUGCGGUUUUAAAAUGAAGUUGUGAGCCGCCAAUCGGGCCUUUCACGUUUCAUUUUCCAUAGGUUCAUGUGCUUCAAACAAAGUUCUUAAACGUAUCAGCUCAACAUGUCUAACGGCAAAGUUUAAAGUUGUUUGGAACAGCGAGGGUUAGAUCCUAGCAGUUGUCCACUCUCCUACUUUGUGUCCUCAAAGUUCUUCAUCGUAUUUCACUCAGCGGACGAAUGAAAAGUGGCAAAGAAAUAAUCAAAGACUGAAAACUAAAGACUAAAGAGGGUGAAAGUUUAAAAAUCCUGCCAACUUUCACACCUUUCACUAGCGUAUGCCUGAAGUGUGGCCUUAAUUAUCAAGUUGUAUCACGUUUUGAGAAGUUACAAAAACUGUCCGGCCAAGCCCUGGAAUUUAAACAUUGGCAAAGUUUAUACAAAGUGGAGGGAAAAAAAGAGUUCAGGACACAACUUGAAGAUCAAACAUGCACUUAGUUUGAGGCAUAUUGUUACAUUAAAAAAUGUCAUAAAUCUUGUGUUACCUCUAAAAAAUGCACUAAAUUCCAAAAUGUAAACAUUCAGCUUUGAAGAGCCCGUUAACAGCAGAUGAAAAUCUUGUUUUUUUGCCAACAUCUGCAGGUUGAAGUUGUUACAGUGAUAUAGUGUUGUAGCUGACGUCACUUACCUGUGAAUACAGGCGAAACAAAACAAGGAUUUGAUGUGUAAUUUUCCCCCCAGAAGAGGUCAGUGAAACAGAUUUUCAGCCUGUCAGGGUCGUAUCAAAUCAAGACGAUUAUGAAUUGUUUUCUUCUGGUGGAAAAAAUGCAAAAAGCGGUUUGUACAGUGAGAGAUCUGAACAGUGUUCAUCUAGUAUUUACAGUAUUCUACGUAUGUAAUCACCAUGUCAUCAUCAUCAUCAUCAUCAUCAUCAUCUGUAGAUAUUUAUUGGAAAUGUAAUUUUUAUGAUGUAAUGUUUCUCAGUCUAAUAUGCUAAUGAGUAGAAAAUGUCGUGUCACCGUUUUGAUUCUGCACUCUGUGCUGUUAUAAUCUGUAUUCGUUUGAUAGUUUGUAGAAAAAAAACCUCGCACUGAAAAAAGAGUUGUGGCUACUGUUUUAGUUAGAGUGUAAACAUGAAACUUGUAGCUGUUUAAAUUUGGCUGAAUAUUUAUUAUGGUUUUGUUUGGCAUUACGUUUACAGUUUCACUAAGUGAUUUUGAUCUCUUCUCUCAGUGUGCGUGUGUGAAUGUCUUUAUUUGAUUACGUCCUUAACCUGGAGUGUUAGUCUCGCCGUGAUAAGGUGUGUGAGUGUGUACGAGAGAGAGAGAGAGUCUCAUUUUUUUGAUCCUGUUGUUUUCAGUUUCGGUCAGUAUUCUGUUGUGGCUGCUCAAAUUGCUUUUUAAAGCUGUACAUUUAUUUGGUGAAUGUAUGUUUUUUUCCAACACUCUUCUAUAACUUCUUUUUUUCCCUUCUUCCCUGAACUGAUAUCGUUCUGUAAUUUACUAAAUUGUAAUAUCAUCCAGCUUACACAUGGGGUCGCCAGACUCAAACUGUUUCACCCUGCUGUCUACUGUUGACUAAGUCACCAUCAGUGGUCUUAUUAUCAAUAAAUAUGAAGAAUAACAUUU